This is a messenger RNA of Chaetomium globosum CBS 148.51, 528 nucleotides long. RefSeq lists its product as uncharacterized. Gene Ontology annotation, cellular component: extracellular region. The record is from RefSeq and is a predicted model, not a curated record. The transcript has a single exon. Lineage: Eukaryota; Fungi; Ascomycota; Sordariomycetes; Sordariales; Chaetomiaceae. The coding region runs from base 1 to 528 and encodes 175 amino acids.
AUGAAACUCAGCACCCUCCUCCCCGUUCUCCCCCUCCUCCUCUCCCCCACCCUCGCCACCACCACCGACCAACCCACCAUCGUCUCCGCCCUCACCACCGUCAACGAAACCACCACCAAGCUCGGCACCUCCGUCCUUACCUGGCACGGCGGCAUCCUCGGCACGGUGCCUAUCCUCGCCGAGAGCACCGCGCUCCUCAUCCAAGUCAAGCAAGGCACGGACGCGGCGUCCGCCAGCGACCCGCUGGACGUGCCGGGGACGCUGGCGGUGGCGACGGCGACGGGGGCGCUGGUCAAGUCGGUCAACGCGACGCUGGGGGCGAUUGUGGAUGCGAAGGGCAAGUUUGAUCGUUUGUUGUUGUCGCCGCUGAUUGCGGUAAAUUUGGGCCUGCAGCGCCGCGCGACGGCCGAGAUGAGUGAGGCGGUGAUUGGGAAGGUGCCGGAGCAGUUGAGGGAGUUGGCGAGGGGGUUGGUGGCGCCGAUUGAUCAGAGUUUUGGGGUGGCGGUGGAGGCUUAUCGGUUGUUGUGA